AUGGUUGUCCCAAUUGGUAUUAAUGGUUUUGGUCGUAUCGGUCGUCUUGUAUUAAGAGCUUCAUUAGAAAACCCAGAAUGUAGAGUUUUAGCCAUCAAUGAACCAUUCAUGGAUGUCAAAUAUAUGGUAUAUAUGUUCAAAUAUGAUUCAACCCACGGUCGUUUCAAAGGUACCGUCGAAGAUAUUAAUGGUGAAUUUGUUGUAAAUGGUAACAAAAUCCACGUUUUCGCUGAAAAAGACCCAGCCAAUAUUAAAUGGUCUUCUGUUGGUGCUGAAUACAUUGUAGAAUCAACUGGUCUCUUUUUAUCAACUGAAAAGGCUGGUGUUCACUUAAAAGGUGGUGCCAAAAAAGUUGUUAUCUCUGCUCCAUCAACUGAUGCCCCAAUGUACGUUAUGGGUGUCAAUGAAGAAACCUAUGAAUCAUCACACGACGUCAUUUCAAAUGCAUCAUGUACCACCAAUUGUUUAGCUCCAUUAGCUAAAAUUAUCCACGAAAACUUUGGUAUUGUUGAAGGUUUAAUGACCACCGUUCACGCCAUCACUGCCACCCAAAAGACUGUUGAUGGUCCAUCUGGUAAAGAUUGGAGAGCUGGUAGAUCUGCCCUUUCAAACAUUAUCCCAGCCUCAACUGGUGCCGCCAAAGCUGUCGGUAAAGUUUUACCAGCACUCAAUGGUAAAUUAACCGGUAUGUCAUUCCGUGUUCCAAAUUGUGAUGUUUCAGUCGUCGAUUUAACCGUCCGUCUUGAAAAGAAAGCCACCUAUGAAGAAAUCAAAAAGGUCAUGAAAGCUGCCUCUGAAUCUGACAAAUACAAGAGAUACAUUGGUUACACUGAAGAUGAAGUUGUCUCAACUGACUUUAUUGGUGAUACUCACUCUUCAAUUUUCGAUGCUCAUGCUGGUAUCGCCUUAAAUGAUAACUUUGUUAAAUUAGUCUCAUGGUAUGAUAAUGAAAUGGGUUAUUCAACUCGUGUUAUUGAUUUACUUGUUUAUAUCUCAAAAAAGAAUUAA
Messenger RNA from Dictyostelium discoideum AX4, 1008 nucleotides. RefSeq names its product glyceraldehyde-3-phosphate dehydrogenase (gene gpdA). NCBI's taxonomy places the organism in Eukaryota, Evosea, Eumycetozoa, Dictyosteliales, Dictyosteliaceae. The record is from RefSeq and is a predicted model, not a curated record. Gene Ontology annotation, cellular component: cytoplasm. Gene Ontology annotation, molecular function: oxidoreductase activity, acting on the aldehyde or oxo group of donors, NAD or NADP as acceptor; glyceraldehyde-3-phosphate dehydrogenase (NAD+) (phosphorylating) activity; NAD binding. Gene Ontology annotation, biological process: glycolytic process; glucose metabolic process. Bases 1 to 1008 code for a protein of 335 amino acids. The transcript has 3 exons.